AUGAAUGACAGACCUAACUAUUUUUCAACAACAACGCUAGAACAACAACAAAAUAAUAAUAAUAAUAAUAAUAAUAAUACAUAUAAUAGUAUACAACAACAACAAAUAAGAUUUGGUAAAUGUUCAAUAAGAGAGGAUCAAAGUGAUGCAUCGUAUAUAUCGUUUCCGGAUGAAUGCCCAGUUGAGGUGAUCCAUUUAAUUUCAGCGCAAGAACAUUCUCAUAAUAUCGAGUUGAUCAAUAACCUGACAAUCAAUUAUCGUGUACGCAAAAUAGUCUAUAUCCCAUUGAUUAUCAUUUGUUUUUGUUUUAUAGCCAUCUUUGAAUCCAUUGGCAACACUGGAAACCGAAAAAAGGAUAAAAUAUAUUAUCAGAUUCCAGUCAUCUUGAUCAUUGUUCUUUCCUUUAUCAUAGUUGCCAUUAUUCAUAAAAAUCAAAUUAAAAAGUUAAAGAAAAAAGUAAAGAAAUUAAUAGUUGUAAUUAAUACAAAUAUUAGUAGUAGUAAUGGUAGCGAUCCAUUUAAAAAAUUAUUAAAAUAUUCUUUUCAUGAAUUGGAUUCUGAUAAUUAUCUUAUCAUUGAUUAUCCAAUAAUCCCCAACAAUAAUAAUAGUAUUAAUAAUAAUAACAAUUACAACAACAAUGAUGAUAAUCGUAGCAAUAUUAUAAAUAAUAAUAUUGGCAUUAAUCAACAAUACCAACAACACCAACAAGAACACGUAUAA
Messenger RNA from Cavenderia fasciculata, 720 nucleotides. RefSeq lists its product as uncharacterized. Bases 1 to 720 code for a protein of 239 amino acids. NCBI's taxonomy places the organism in Eukaryota, Evosea, Eumycetozoa, Acytosteliales, Cavenderiaceae. The transcript is spliced from 2 exons. The record is from RefSeq and is a predicted model, not a curated record.